AAAAAUUCAGAUUUAUUUUUCCGCUAUUGUCUUUUAGAAACUUUUUUCUAACUCUUGACUAGAAUUUUGCUUCGCAUUUUCUUGGAACUUUCUUGAACAAAGUGUAAUAUAGUCACACUUAUAAAUAACUUAAGAUAUAAGAUUAUUCGUGGAAGCCAAUUUAAAGUGAAAAUAAGAACCCAUUAAAUAGAAAACAUUUCGAUAUUUUACUUCUAUAAAUUACUUCAAAUUCAAAUUAGUCUUUGAAAAAAGUUUCCUGUUCUUGUAUGUGAAUUUACUUCGAAAAACGAGAACGAUUUACCUCAUUUGGAUUCUGAAUCUAAUCGCAAAUAACCAACGCAGCUUAAGAAGGAAUAUUUUUUGAGCGGAACGAAGAAAGACUAGAAGCCGCCGCCAUGUUCGGGAUGCUCAAUCCUAUGAGUGCCGUCACCAGCUCGAUGGGAGGUGGCGAGAGCAGCGAGACCGACAAGGAGAAAGAGGAAGAGGCCGAGAGGGAGAGACUGGAGGCUCUGGCGGAACAGGAGGAGAGACGUAAGGAGAAGCACCGCAAGAUGGAGGAAGAGAGGGAAUUAAUGAGACAGGGUAUCCGGGAUAAGUACAAGAUCGAGAAGAAGGUUGAACCCGAGGAGAGCUUUGAGCCCGCCAUGCCCGACAACCCGCUCAUGAGGAAGAAAAAAACUCCUGAGGAACUCGCCGCUGAGGCCGAGGCUGCGGACCAGGACGAGUUUACGAAAUUGAAAAACACCAUCGAGACGCAAAUAAGCGAAGUCAAGCAGCAGAUCGAAGAAAAAUUUCACGUGAUUAGCGGGGGUAAGUGCGUCUUACAGUAAGGAAUCCACCUUCAAAGACGUGCGCAAGGAUUCAGCAGCAGAACAUGGGAUUUCAGCGGCAGCUUCAGGGCUUCAAAUGCUAAAGCGUCAACUUCACGUCAUCCAACGCCUGCUUCUUUACAUUACUUGAGAGAUAUUCUGUGAAAUUUUUGAAGAGAUACGAGAUAGUCACCGCCGCAUUAAAGUUUAACCAAAAUUUCAAGGAGGUUUGUGCAUUAAAAUUAUCCAUGGCAAACAAAGGCAUAUUCAAACUUGCCGAAUCAGCAGAACAUACAGUCUGAAUUUUUUCAUACUGGACAGUUUGUUAAACAUUAAUCUUUUUUGGAACACAUCUUUUUACUCACUCGUUGAGACAUUUAAUUUCGUCUGAUGUAACUGCGCUCGGCAAAAUGAAUGAGGUCAUAUUGUGUAAAUAGUGUUUUACUUCUACUCGUAGCACUGAUACGCCCUGCGGUGACGCCAGACA
Messenger RNA from Hyalella azteca, 1296 nucleotides. It is a transcript of the gene cpx, whose product is annotated as complexin. The record is from RefSeq and is a predicted model, not a curated record. Gene Ontology annotation, cellular component: SNARE complex; terminal bouton. The coding region runs from base 396 to 830 and encodes 144 amino acids. NCBI's taxonomy places the organism in Eukaryota, Metazoa, Arthropoda, Malacostraca, Amphipoda, Hyalellidae. Gene Ontology annotation, molecular function: syntaxin binding. Gene Ontology annotation, biological process: neurotransmitter transport; regulation of neurotransmitter secretion; synaptic vesicle exocytosis. The transcript has 6 exons.